ACCACAAUGGACCAGCUCUGUACCAGUUGUUUUAAACUAACUUCCUUUAUAAGGAAUAAAUAAUUUGCUCCACUUCUCUAUAGAUUACCUCAUUUAUCGCUUUACGUUUAUUUUAUUUGAAGUAUUACUUAUAUGAGGUAUUUAAUUACCGUUGCAAACUUGUUUCAUGGAAAACUUUUUCCUUUCUUCAAAUUCCUGGCGGCGAAUCAUUUCAGCGGAGCCAUGUUAAGUACAUGCCAUGGUAAAUAAGGAGACUGAGCCUCCGGUGCCCAGACGACAUGACACAGUAAAAGGAGUGAUUAGGCUGCUAUUUUGGGGAUCUAGGACAAGGAUUCUGAGGAAGAACUGCCCUUUGCAUUGGUGUGAAAGAAAGAGGUACUAUAGAAUAUGAACUCCUCCAUCAAAAUGGAUUAUCGUGUUUAUCCUGAUUUUGCAGCAUAAAUGCACCAACCCAUCACAGGCACCCAGCCUUUGCUUGAAUCUGCCCACGGCCUCUGGGUACAGUCGUAGCACACCACCUGAACAUCUCUAUCCACGGACAUGCCUCAGCCAGGCACCAGUGGUAUGGAGCCCAGUUUUGGUGAUCCCUACGGGAACCACAGAUGCUUCCUUAUCUUGGAGCCAUAUACCAUCUCUCCACUAGGGAGCAGCACAGAGUAUGAAGAGAAGGGCAUGGUUCUAAUGCUAGGCUCCCCAGCUAUCACCUGCAAACGACCUUUUGAGCUACUGAGUGACCUAGUGGAUGACGGCUUCGGCGAGGACCUACACCAUGAGCGCUGGGAUGUGUCUGCAUUAGAUGACAUUGCCCACUCUUCCAAAGGAAGCCUAGAGGGGGAACUAGUGAUCUCUGAAGGCACGUUGACUGCUAAGAGAAGCAGAAGCAUGGAGGGGCUGACAGAGCAAGCAGGUUCACUGAGUGGUCAGCAGGCUCAGGGCAACUCCAAGACAGAAAUCAUGACUGGCUCAGAUUCAGAGGCACAGCUUCAAGAGAAUAGUCCUGAGGCUGAAGUCACAGAGAUGAAGCCACCUCCAUUGGAACAGCACUGUGGGGAGCACAACUACUCCCUUCAGGCAGAGCCCAAUCUGGGCUCUGGGACUGAGUCAGGAGAUGCUGAAGAGGAAGCACAAGGAGCUGCUGUGGAAACUACAGCAGAUGUGAACUCAGGACCUGAGUGUGGCCCAGACGAUCAGGUCAUCAGGCAGCCAAAGAAGCGCAGGUGUUUCUGGGAAUACAGCCAAGGUCACAUAGCAGAAAGCAAGAGGGAGUGCUGCAGACAGUCUCUGUGUUGGAGCUCCACCACGCUGCCCAGCACUCUGUAUCUGAGGGAGGGAAUGGCCUGGAAGGGAAAGAAGUAUCCUAGAAAGGCUCGCAAGACCGAUGCCAGUGACCUAACACCCAAUCCGCAGAAGCUGUGCACCAUUGGUGAUCAGCUGCACAAGCUCAAUGCAGCCAUUGAGGGUAUGACACCUGCUAAUGACCUGCCCAUCGUGGCUCGCGCACGCUCCCGCAAGGAGAAAAAUAAAUUGGCUUCAAGAGCUUGCCGUCUGAAAAAGAAAGCACAGCAUGAGGCUAACAAGAUAAAGUUGUGGGGCCUCAACCAAGAGUAUGAGAACUUGUUGAGGGCCCUGCUGCGCAUCAAGGAGGUAAUACGACGACGAGUGGAGAGCCGUAAGUCUGAUAACGAAAUGGGAAUGACUGACACACUCGAGAGCAUACUGAAGGAAUCUGCCGGUAAGUCAGCCGGUGGCCUUUUCCCCAUUUAUAUCUUGCAUUAUAAAUGUGAUCUUCACAGCUCUGGGUUUCUUAGCUGUUCAGCAUUACAUUUCACACCUUUGAAUUUAUUGUGUGGAAGCCAGCAAAAGUGACUCAAGCAUUACUAUGCUUUUAUGACCUUGAGGUCUAUAAUAUGAGACUGCUUUUAACAAAUCAGAUGUGCCUGCUGUGAUGGACUGGCGUCUUGUCAAGGGUGGACCCCUCAAGCCUAGCACCCGGCAUUUCUGGGAGAGGCUUUGGACUGCCUUUACCCUGACCAGGCCAAGCAGUUAAGGAAGGAGAGUGAAUGAGUAAGUGAUGUGUCUGUGUGUCUGAACAGGCCCACGUGUGGCUGGACAGACCAAAGAGUUUGUGGAGAGGAUCCUGGAGAGCAGUGCUG
This is a messenger RNA of Scleropages formosus (Asian bonytongue), 2153 nucleotides long. RefSeq names its product CREB3 regulatory factor-like. Bases 541 to 1866 code for a protein of 441 amino acids. The transcript is spliced from 9 exons. The record is from RefSeq and is a predicted model, not a curated record. Lineage: Eukaryota; Metazoa; Chordata; Actinopteri; Osteoglossiformes; Osteoglossidae. Gene Ontology annotation, molecular function: DNA-binding transcription factor activity, RNA polymerase II-specific; RNA polymerase II transcription regulatory region sequence-specific DNA binding. Gene Ontology annotation, cellular component: nucleus. Gene Ontology annotation, biological process: regulation of transcription by RNA polymerase II; response to unfolded protein.